AUGAAUCUUUUUACAUCCUCUAAGUGGAAGUCUAGUAAGUUUGCAAGGACACGUAAAGGGAAAAGAGUUGAAGGCGUGGCUUUAGACAAUCGUAACUUCUGGACAAAUGUUACCAAUUGUCUAAGAGCUGCAAUACCUCUUGUUAAAGUACUCCGAUUGGUGGAUUCUGAUGAGAGACCGGCUAUGGGAUUCAUUUAUGGAGCAAUGGAUCGUGCCAAGGAGGAAAUUAAGAAAAACUUCAAUGGCAUCAAAAAGUGGUAUGAACCUAUUUGUACGAUCAUUGAUGCAAGAUGGGCAUCUCAACUUCAUCAACCCUUGCAUGCGGCAGCAUAUUUUCUGAAUCCCCAAUUCCAAUAUAGUCCAAGUUUCCAUUUAGAUGCAGAUGUGAAAAUAGGAGUUUAUAAAUGUCUCCAAAGAAUGGUUCCUGAUUCUAAUGAGAGAGUAAAAAUUGAUUGCCAAAUGGACACAUUCAAAGCUGCAAGAGGGCUCUUUGGCCUAGAUAAUGCAAUAUUGACAAGGAACAAGAAGUCUCCAGCUGAAUGGUGGGAUUCAUAUGGUGAUGAGUGCCCCGAGUUGAAGCGGUUUGUAAUUAGAAUAUUGAGUUUAACAUGUAGCUCUUCGGGAUGUAAAAGGAAUUGGAGUGCCUUUGAGAUGGUGCAUUCAAAAAGGAGAAACCGGUUGCAACAAAAGAAAAUGAAUGAUUUGGUAUUUGUUAUGUAUAACAUAAAAUUGAGGGAGAGGAACUUGAAAAGACAAGCCGUCAUAGAACCAAUUAUUUUUGAAGAUGUCUCUUCCGAUGAUGAAUGGAUUACCGAAAAAGAGGAUCCGGUUCUUCCAACAAAAACUAAAUGGUUGAGGGUUCUUGAUGACAAAGUUCAAGAAGAUGAUUCCGAUGAAGAAGAUGAAGUAGAAAGGAUGACUAGGACACUUAAGGAAAUUUAUGCAAUUGAUGAUAAUGAAGAUUUGCAGCCAUUAAAUCCUAUUGAUGAAGCUAAUGAGGAAGAUGGUGCAGGGUUCAAUGAUGACUUUAUGGAUAUGUAA
Molecule: messenger RNA, 1041 nt
Organism: Cornus florida
Lineage: Eukaryota; Viridiplantae; Streptophyta; Magnoliopsida; Cornales; Cornaceae
Exons: 5
Coding region: 1-1041 (346 amino acids)
Molecular function (GO): protein dimerization activity
Source: RefSeq, a predicted model, not a curated record